CGUCCUCGUGGACUCGUGUGUGCUGAGUCAGUCAUUUAUGAGUACCAAACAACACACAAAAAACCAAUCCGCCUUCUGCCAAAUCCUCUUCUGCUCCUCCUCUCCUCUCCUUCUCCUCUUCUUCUCGAAGCAGAAGCAGCAAUUCGCGCGAGAUUUCUCCGAUCAAACCCUCGAAUCCCCCCGCCUCCCUCCUCUCCGCCACCGCGCGAAUCUCCCACCCACCGGCCGCGAUCCCGCGUGCGGCGGAUUCCGCUAUGGACCGCGUGUUCUCCGUGGAGGAGAUCUCCGACACGUACUGGGUCCCACAGCCGUCGUCGGCGGCGGCCCAGCAGCAGGAGGGCGGCAGUGCGGCGGCGGCGUCGGGAGGGGCGGGAGUUGCUGGGGCGGGGAGCGGCGGCGGCGGGAACGCGAUGAACCGGUGCCCCUCGGAGUGGUACUUCCAGAAGUUUCUGGAGGAGGCGGUGCUCGAUAGCCCCGUUGAGAACCCUAGCCCGGGGCCCGGCGCGGGGGUGGUGAGCGGCGCCGGAGGGGUGGUGCCGGUUGAUGUGAAGCAGCCGCAGAUGGCGGCUGCGGCGACGGGUGCGGUGGUUGACCCCAUGGAGUACAACGCCAUUCUGAAGCAGAAGCUGGAGAAGGACCUCGCCGCGGUCUCCGCCAUGUGGAGGGCCUCCGGUGCAAUGCCUCCUGAUCGUUCUGCAGCUGGUCCAUCCUUGCCAAGUGCUGAGGUUUCACAAAUAGGCGCUCCUAAUUCCAUUGGAGGCAAUGUUAUUCCAGUUCAAAACAAGCUAAGUGGCCCAAGUGGGGGAUCGGGUUCACAGUUGGUGCAGAAUGUCGAUGUCCUUAUAAAGCAACCCACCAGCUCUUCAUCAAGGGAGCAAUCAGACGAUGAUGAUAUGGAGGGAGAAGCUGAGACCACUGGAAGUGCAAACCCUUCUGACCAAAGAUUACAACGAAGGAAACAAUCUAAUCGGGAAUCAGCCAGGCGUUCGAGAAGCAGAAAGGCUGCUCACUUGAAUGAGCUUGAGGCACAGGUAGCGCAAUUAAGAGUUGAAAACUCCUCAUUACUAAGGCGUCUUGCUGAUGUUAACCAGAAGUACAAUGAUGCUGCUGUUGACAAUAGAGUACUAAAAGCAGAUGUUGAAACCUUGAGAGCAAAGGUGAAGAUGGCAGAGGACUCAGUGAAGCGAGUGACAGGCAUGAACGCGUUGUUUCCUGCCGCUUCGGACGUGUCAUCCCUCAGCAUGCCAUUCAACGGCUCGUCGUCUGAGGCAACGUCUGAUGCUGCUGUGCCCAUCCAAGAUGACCCCAACAACUACUUCGCUGCGAACAACGAUGUCGCAGGCAACAACUACAUGCCUGAUAUAACUUCGUCGGCUCAAGACGAUGAGGACUUCGUCAAUGGCGCUCUGGCUGCCGGCAAGAUUGGCCGGACAGCCUCACUGCAGCGGGUGGCGAGCCUGGAGCAUCUCCAGAAGAGGAUGUGCGGCGGGCCGGCUUCGUCCGGGUCGACGUCCUGAGACCGAGAGGCUCGGAAA
Oryza brachyantha (malo sina) is the source of this 1535-nucleotide messenger RNA. RefSeq names its product bZIP transcription factor RISBZ2-like. Gene Ontology annotation, biological process: regulation of DNA-templated transcription. Gene Ontology annotation, molecular function: DNA-binding transcription factor activity. Lineage: Eukaryota; Viridiplantae; Streptophyta; Magnoliopsida; Poales; Poaceae. The transcript is spliced from 6 exons. Bases 255 to 1517 code for a protein of 420 amino acids. The record is from RefSeq and is a predicted model, not a curated record.